AUGGCGUCGGCAUCAUGGAAUCGGUGGGGCAGUUUGAUCCUGGUGGUCGGUUGGCUCGCUACCUGCUCGGGCCAGGCUGGGACCUGCGACACCUUGGGUGAAUUUGAGUGUCAGAGUCAAUCAGCCUGCAUCUAUGAGCCCAUUUCUAGCAUUUGCCGUGCCCGGGAAUGCUCCGACGCCAUGGAUGAAAGCCAGUGCCUCCGUCUCUCUGGCUGCACAUUCGAUCGUUUGGCUUGGAUCUGCCAUAACGCAAGUGUGCCCCCGGAAUGCCAGCUCUACAGCGACCCCAGCAGCUGCCCUUCAGAUCGCUGCCAAUGGUUCAACGGUUACACAACAGGUCGAUGCAUGGGCAUUGAUGAAGAUAUGCCAUGUGACCUUUACGGCCCGGUGGAAUGUCCAACUGCAGAAUGUUAUGUCAACGAGAACAACAUCUGCACAACAAGCACUUCCACGACCUCUUCACCAUCAUCCACCACAUUGCCCUUGUCCUCAACAACACCUAUUGAGACAACUGUGCCUGCCACGACCGCGGCCAGCACUGCUGCGAGCACCACGAUGACGCCUACCACCGCCACUAUGUCAGCCUCGCCCACAAUGGCCGUCACUACUACCUCGGGAGCAUCAACGUCCACCACGAUGGCUGCUACCACCGCUUCGACCACCGUCACCACCUCCUCCUCAUCGCCACCCAUUACCAUGGCAUCAAGCAGCAAUCCUGCGACAACGACGCUUGAAGGUGCCGAAUCCACCACCUCUUCCUCCAUUACCAUGGCAUCAAGCAGCAAUCCGGCGACAACGACGCUUGAGGCUGCCGAAUCCACCACCUCCUCCUCAUCGCCACCCAUUACCAUGGCAUCAAGCAGCAAUCCUGCGACAACGACGCUUGAAGGUGCCGAAUCCACCACCUCUUCCUCCAUUACCAUGGCAUCAAGCAGCAAUCCGGCGACAACGACGCUUGAGGCUGCCGAAUCCACCACCUCCUCCUCAUCGCCACCCAUUACCAUGGCAUCAAGCAGCAAUCCUGCGACAACGACGCUUGAAGGUGCCGAAUCCACCACCUCUUCCUCCAUUACCAUGGCAUCAAGCAGCAAUCCGGCGACAACGACGCUUGAGGCUGCCGAAUCCACCACCUCCUCCUCAUCGCCACCCAUUACCAUGGCAUCAAGCAGCAAUCCUGCGACAACGACGCUUGAAGGUGCCGAAUCCACCACCUCUUCCUCCAUUACCAUGGCAUCAAGCAGCAAUCCGGCGACAACGACGCUUGAGGCUGCCGAAUCCACCACCUCCUCCUCAUCACCACCCAUUACCAUGGCAUCAAGCAGCAAUCCGGCGACAACGACGAUUGAGGUGCCGAGUCCACCACCUCUCUCCUCACCCAUUUCCAUGGCAUCAAGCAGCAAUCCGGCGACAACGACGAUUGAGGCUGCCGAAUCCACCACCAGCCCAAAUCAGCCCAUACGAUGGCAAACCCGUCAUCGUCACGCCUCAUCGACUUCAGCUACCCUUUCCCUGGCGUCAUCCGUGGCAUCUUCCACGGGUGUAACGACCAACGCAACGAUGGCUGGCUCCACGACCACUGCGGCAGUGCCAACAAGUAACUCGGCCUCUAGCGCGAAUACAACCUUGACCACCACUACCACCUCUUCUACUACCACUACAUCUUCCACCACGACGCCUACCACCACGACAUCAACCACCACUACAUCUUCCACCACAACGUCAAGUUCCACGACCACAAGCACAACUACUUCCUCUACCACCACCACAAGCACCACUACCACCUCCACUACCACCUCCUCCACUACCACCACCUCCACUACCACCACUUCCACUACCACCACUUCAACGUCGACCUCCACUACCACGACGACCAGUACCUCGGCUUGUCCUUCGCGCGUCCCAGAUUUGGAUGUAUCUGUGGUUUCACGUUGCUUGAACCUUGGCGAGGGCGGCGAAUGCCCUUUGCCUUGUGCCGCAGGCUACCAAGGAGCCGGUGGCGUGGCGACAUGCCGCCGAGGUGCCAUCUGGGAGAUUACGACCAAUCCCACUUGUGAACCUCUUGAUUGUGGCACUUGUAAUGAGACCGUGCACGGAUAUGCGGGCGCCGCGACCACCCUAGUGAAUGGUACCACUACAUUGGGCUCGCUUUGCGUUGCCGACUGCUCACCAGUUUGCGAUAGCCUGCCUUCUACCAUGGCUACCGAUCUGGUUGCAGUGGGCACCUGUGCGGGCAAUCCGGGUGAUGAAUGUGACAUUGAACAUGUAUUCCAGUGUCGCGCCGGGUUUGGUGUUGACGCCUCCCGUGCUUCUGAGAUCAAAAAUUACACGUGCAAUGCUAGUGGUGACUGGGUGGAUGGCAACUGGCCAUGCCGAGCUUGCGAGCCAAACAGCGAAGAGUAUGCCACCGACGGCCGUUGCCUAGUGGCCCAGGCCUGCGUCGAUGGUGUAUCAUACGAAACUGCUCCUGUCACUGCCACCAGCGGUCGCGAGUGCACACCCAUUUCGACGUGCCCGAGUGGCACGUAUAUCAGCGCCGCAGCUACUUUGACAUCAGACGUUGUGUGCACUAGUUGGGCUGCACCUUGUGCCGCGGGCCAAGUGCAGGUGUUGGCGCCCACGGUUAACGAGAAUCGUGAAUGUGCCAACUGCCCCAGCUGUGAAGCUGGAGUGACGGUCCGCAGGGCCGAUACGUGCACCGGGGACAUGUUGCCGACCAGUGUCAGUCUUUCCGACACGUGCCGAGCCUGCACCACUUGUGACGAGGUGGUACAGUAUGCCAAUCUGACGGCCCCAGCAGCCGGCGUGGUGAUGGCGGCCCCCGGAUUUUGUAGCGUGGAUUAUGACACCCAAUGUACCGACCUGACCACGUGUGUGGUGGGUGACCAGUUUUCAGGUCGAGAGCUGCAAGCCCCUUCAACCACCAGCGAUCGCGUUUGUGGUGCGCUGACGACUGCCUCUCGCACGCAGCCCAUGUUGCUGCAGCAGACCAUCGAUGACGACAGCACCAUGCUUGUGACGGGUGUGCUGCGCCUGCCGGAAACGCCGGCGUCCAGUCUGCAAUCUGGAGCCAACAGCGCGACAGCCGAGACCGAUGACACCAUGGUUUGGGACACCGCUGCGCUGAACGUACUUACACAGGCUCUGCGCCACCACAUGGCAAGUCUCAGUGCGUCGGGUGUGGUCUUGGUCAGCGUGCUUGCCAUCGAGACGGACUCCACGACGGGCGGGGUGCAGGUGGUGUACUUGGUCGAGCUAACCAUGCCAGAGCAAACAGUCAUGGCUGAGACGGGCGAGGUGGCGACCACCGCAGCGGCAGAGCGCACGUUUGCGCUGCAGGUGGGAGCCUUGCUACAGCAGAUUCUCGUGUUGCAGCAGCGAAUUCAAGGCUUGGCACAAGCAGCUGGCUACGAACCCCUGGCCACGGCCGUGGUCGGAGCCUACGCGGCUGAGGACACGUCCUACAUCACGCAAGCCAGCACCAGUGUAUCACUGUCCCAGGGCAACGACGACAGCGACCGUGACACCAUCCGCUCACGCAAGGCCUCAGUGGACCUGGCUCCGGCCAGUGAGCUAGGCGGGGUCAUGGAGAUGCAGAGACGAGGCCCUCCUGGCGAGAUCAAUGCGUCACAGGUGGAGCAAUACGGCGAUCGUGUCGUCUUCCGUAGCCAGGAAAUGAACCAAAGCCGGGAUACUCACCGCACGAACAUUGGCAGCAGCAUCGAUGUUGCCUACAUUAUUUAUCAGUAUUUGUCAGACAAUUAUGGACCGAACCAAUUGUCAGACAAACGCUGUCAGUUGAGCGUCGUGUCGGACGAGACGACGCGACUCGAGUUUUUGAAGAUGAUGGCGACAGCGGAGAUGGCGACGGAUGCGAAGACGGAGACGGAGACGGAGACGAUGGCGGGGAUGGAGACGGGAGAAAAGGUGGAUGAAGCGGUAGAGGUGCGCGCUGAAGCAGAGGCAGAGGCAGAGGCAGAGGCAGGCUUGGAUGCGGAGACAGCGGUGAUGGAUGAAGAUGCCGAGCUGAAGGGGAGCGAUGAGCCCACGAGGCGCGCUCCACCGGCAGCAGCCACGGUUAUCGUUUCGGGCAUGGUGAUGGGAGGUGCUGGUCCUGCGGCAACACCGGCCACGCAAACAGGAAAUGAAAUGGAGGCUAGCACCGAGGGUCAAACAGCUGUCAGCGCCGCGCCCAGCACCAAUUCUUCGGCAUUGGCCAGUGACUGGUCCCUCAACAAAGCUCCAUUUUCGGCAGCCACGCAGCUCGCGCACUACUUGGGUGCUUAUGGGCGUGUUCUAUCGGUAGAUGGACGCCAAGCCGAAGUGUUUGUACGCCUGGAGGAUGAUGGCGUUGGUGCUGCUUGCGUACGCUCACUCCACAACACGAUGCUCAACGGCACGCGCAUUCGUAUUCGCAACGCCGCCCAACGCCGUACACAUGACGAAGCCAUGCAGGAUCGAUCCAGGCACCAUGUUUCAGCCAACCGCGAGUCAGAUGACCUCAAUGGCAGCUUUGUCGGGCGUCGUCCCAACACAACGCGCGGCGAUGCAGACUCGGAAGAGGAUGAGCAACGCCGUCGCGAAACGAAGCGGCAGCAGGAGGCUAAUGGUGACAAAUCUCCCAGAGAGACUGACGCUUCGGCAAAACACUUUAGUCGCUUUGACGACGACGACGACGAUGUAACGGCUGAGGAUUACGGCGAGGAUGAUUUCGACCUCGAGGGCGGCGAACAAAGCGCAAAGCGCGUCAAGCGCGCCUAA
This is a messenger RNA of Monosiga brevicollis MX1, 4758 nucleotides long. RefSeq lists its product as uncharacterized. The transcript is spliced from 8 exons. The coding region runs from base 1 to 4758 and encodes 1585 amino acids. The record is from RefSeq and is a predicted model, not a curated record. Lineage: Eukaryota; Choanoflagellata; Craspedida; Salpingoecidae.